Molecule: messenger RNA, 495 nt
Organism: Meloidogyne enterolobii
Lineage: Eukaryota; Metazoa; Nematoda; Chromadorea; Rhabditida; Meloidogynidae
Source: the annotation of a GenBank genome assembly
AUGCGAGCAACUCAGCAAAUACUUGAUUUAAAUUUUGCAAUAAAAUUGGGUUAUUUACGCUAUAUUUAUAUGGAUGAAUUGUGUAGAAAUUUAGAUGUUUAUUACGAUGAGGAUAAUGAAUAUAGGCCCUUUUUUAUUGGAGCAUGUGAAGGAGUUAGACCAACUUUAAGGAAUAUUAAGAAAAUUAUUUUGGCUAAGGAUAAAGAAGAGGAUAAGAAGAAAGAAAAAAUUAUUUUGGAAGAAAAAGCAAAACACGAAACUAAGGGAAAUUUAGAAACAAUUUUGGAAGAAGAUGAACAUAAAAAUAAGAAAGGAAAAGCUGUUCUUGAAGAAGAUAAGCAUGAGAAUAAGAACAAUGAAGAAACCAUUUUGGAGGAGGAAGAUGAGGGCGAGCAUGGGAAAAACGAAGAAAAUAUUUUAAAAGAAGAUGAGGACGAUGCUGAGAUUAAAGAAGUUAUUUUUGAAAAUGUUAGUAAGAAUUUGGGAUUAGAAUAA